UUUUUUUUCCAUCUUUAGGAAGGAACAUGAAGUUUCCUUGGAGAUCAUUCAACAGGACAAUGGAAGGAGCCAUUUAAAAUAGAGUUUAAACCCACAGGCUGCAAGACUGGGGCCCGAGGGCUGGCAGUGGAAAACUCUGUUGGGCUGUGAUCUCUCACUGAAAAGUCCCAAGUGCCUCUUUGCUUCCUGCAAAAGGAAGGAAGGCCAGGAGGAGACCAUGUCCAUAGCCCUGAAGCAAGUGUUUAACAAAGACAAGACCUUCCGGCCCAAGAGGAAAUUUGAACCCGGCACCCAGAGGUUUGAGCUGCACAAACGAGCUCAGGCCUCCCUCAACUCGGGUGUGGACCUGAGGGCGGCUGUGCAGCUGCCCAGCGGGGAGGACCAGAACGACUGGGUGGCCGUCCACGUGGUGGACUUCUUCAAUCGCAUCAACCUCAUCUACGGCACCAUCUGCGAGUUCUGCACCGAGCGGACCUGCCCGGUGAUGUCAGGGGGCCCCAAAUAUGAGUAUCGGUGGCAGGAUGACCUCAAGUAUAAGAAACCCACUGCACUGCCGGCUCCCCAGUACAUGAACCUACUCAUGGAUUGGAUCGAGGUCCAGAUCAACAAUGAGGACAUAUUUCCAACCUGUGUUGGCGUUCCCUUCCCGAAGAACUUCCUUCAGAUAUGCAAGAAGAUCCUGUGCCGCCUUUUCCGGGUCUUCGUCCACGUCUACAUCCACCACUUUGACCGCGUCAUCGUGAUGGGUGCAGAGGCUCACGUCAACACCUGCUACAAACACUUCUAUUACUUCGUUACAGAGAUGAACCUCAUAGACCGCAAGGAGCUAGAGCCCUUGAAAGAGAUGACAACCAGGAUGUGUCACUAACACUCUGCCUCAUCUUCCGGAAGAAAGGAAUACUAUUUCUCCCAGGAGUCCCUAUGGGACAGGAAGUGGCCCUCCCUGGAUGAAAAUGACCCCCGACUUCCAGGAGCAGGAAAGCUGGAGCCCCACCGGGGACUUCUUCGGAAAGAGUCUCCUACCCACUUCACGUGUUCUUAACCCUCCAAGUGCUGCUAGCCAGAGCCUGUGGGCCAUGCAGACCACAGCAUGAAGGACCAGCCUUAACCCCUGCGGCUGAGGACAGUGCAGGAGAGGGCCAUGCACGUCUGCCCGCUCUGCCUGUGAGCUGCCCCCCUAGGCUUUACUGGAAUUCAGGUUUUAAGACUGAGAGGCUUGCUGUGGUGGUCCUCUUCCACUCACAUCUUGUCAGGCUUCUUGACUAAGUUCUCUGUGGUUUAUUUUUCUAAGCACCAAGCAAAUUGGGGGAUACCACAUAGGCAGUACAUUUUCCUGUCCCGUCUUUCCUUAAGUCCCUGCAGGCCCUAGCUCUGGGCUUGGGGCUCGGAGCUGAGAAAAGCCUGCAGUUCUUCUGGAAGCAUCCAUGCCAUUUUCCUCAUAGGUGGUUUCACCAGGGGAACCAUUUGAUGGGAUACAUGAUCUGUGGCCCAGGCAAGCCAUUCGCACGCUAACCAUUGGGAAGAGUCUGUGACUGGAAAUACAGCUGGGGUGUUAUCAGUUUGCCCUGGUUAGAAUGUAUUCUUUGUAGCCACAGCCAUUUCUAGACUCUCCCAUUAAAGGUAUACUUUCCCAUUUCCCCAGAGAGAAAUGAACUUAAAAUUGACCUCUAGGAUCCUUAAGCCAGAUUAGUGCAGUGUUUGUUCUUUCUUAAGGGAUAGUGACUCCUGGAUGUCCCUGCAUAGUAGAAUACUAGGGUUUCAGUGACCAGACAAAAAUGACAGUUGGUGUUUGGUACACGUGGACUAAAUACUCUUGACUUGUAGCCUUCACAACUUGACCCCAGAAAUUCUGAUCCCCACUAAUGUUUUUCCUCUUCUCCAUUUUCCUUUCCUCUCCUUUCUAUUCUCUCCCUUUCUUCC
This is a messenger RNA of Acomys russatus (golden spiny mouse), 1920 nucleotides long. It is a transcript of the gene Mob3b, whose product is annotated as MOB kinase activator 3B. Gene Ontology annotation, molecular function: protein kinase activator activity. The transcript has 3 exons. The coding region runs from base 218 to 868 and encodes 216 amino acids. Lineage: Eukaryota; Metazoa; Chordata; Mammalia; Rodentia; Muridae. Gene Ontology annotation, biological process: signal transduction; positive regulation of protein phosphorylation. The record is from RefSeq and is a predicted model, not a curated record. Gene Ontology annotation, cellular component: nucleus; cytoplasm.